GCUAGCAGAAGCACAGUGGAGACGGGGACGCGGACGCGUGCGACGGUACGAGCACGACUACGACACGGACACGGUGACAACCGACACGGCACACGACACGACCACGGGUGUGUGUGUGAUAGUGACCGGGACAUAACCUUAUUCUCCACCACAACACGAAAAAUGCCUGAUCUACUAGAACAUAUGUAUUGCGCCCAGCAAAUUAAUAUACCCCCAAACUUGCCCUAUAUCUUGAAACAAUACGCCAAAGCAGCAAUACGAACACAGCCUCAUGAUUUGCUCUUCUGGUCGGCUGCGUACUUUAGAGCCAAGGCCAACAACUCACCUCCACCUGUUAAGGAACGUCUUGAGUAUCCACCUUUUGAUUCUCCUUCUAGACUGUCUCCUGGGUUUUUGAGAGUUCUUCACAAACAGUUGGGAAACCACGAGUACGUGAGAGUGGAAGUGCUUUACGAGAAGUGGAUGGGAGUUUGUCUUGUCAAAGAAGCGUUAGACUCGAUGCUGAGAAUCGGAAACAUCCAGAAUAGAGUUCCUUGGCUGAAAUUCAUUGCUAUUGCAUCCGGACACCUUUGCAAUUCUCUUAGCAAGACUAUGAUCCUUAUCUGCGAAGUGUUGACCGAUCAGCCGGAAGGUGGCGCUGCUUGGAUCCCCGUAGAUAAGUUUGUGGAUCUUUACCAGUUCCUGGCAGUUCUCAACUGCGGACCUCAACCUCCAAAUGUAAAACAUGUGGAACUUCUUCUAGAAUCACCCUCAGUGACAUCAACACACGUGUCAACCAGUGUCGCUGAAGUAAAAGACCCAGAACCAAUGGAAGUGGAGGAGAAAGAUUCAACUGCUGGGCUGAUGGUGUGGCAGGAUGUACAGCCACAAGAGAAGUCCGAUCGGAUCCGAUCACCCAAAGCAGAGGACGAGCCGGGAGCGUCCUCCGAAAUUGGGGUGGAAGUGUUCGACGAUGCCAAGGGUGCAGUUACAGAACUGGUCACUUUAUAUCCUGUUACUACUAAGUCUGAGCUAUCUCAAGAUUCUGAAUCAUCAUUGAAAGCCACCACAGCAACACACAAAGGCGACCUUGAGGGAGAAAAUGUUUUGAGCCAUUCAUCACUUAAGGAAAAUGCAGAUUGGAUAAACAUUGAUGCCAAGAAUUUGGACGAUGAUGAAAAAGAAAAAGAUCAACCUGCGGUUUUGGCUGAAAUUGUUGCCGAAGAAACAACCACGGAAAUGUCAGCUAAAAGUGACUCUAAAACCGAAGAUAAGUUAAAGACGAAAACCGAAGAUAAGUUAAAGACGAAAACCGAAGAAAAUGUUGAAGAUAAUAAUGGGAACCAAGACAAUCUGUCUGAGAAUUUAGAUCAUCCUGAAGAAUCAGAAGAUAAAACUGAAGAGAAUGAAUUGCAGAAUGCAGACAUUGACUCUGAAAAAGAAACCUCGGAUCUUGUCUCAGAGGAAGCGAAACCACAAGAAGAAGAAAGCCUUGAAAAUGUCAUAAUUGAACCUGCAGAAUCAGAGAACGAUGUCAGUGAUUCCGUUAGACGAGAUAGAACUGACUCGGAAAUAGCUGUCGACCAGACCAUAACGAUGGCGAAUUUCAUAGGAAAACGGCAAGUAGGACUUUCCGUGGUGGAAAUUAGAAGAGGAAGAUUUGGAGACAAAUCAAUCGACCAAAUAGAUAGUGGAGAAGGUCCAAUGGCAUCACCGACAGUGCAUCGGCUUGCUACUGAAUCUGAUGAGUCUAUUGAGACUGAGGAGGAAGAAAAAGAGGAUAAAUCAAGUUGGGAUUAUGUUCCUGGAAUCGGUCCUGUGAUACCGGAGGCCCAGAUACUGGCCGUGGUGGAGUAUAUGCAAUACUGGGCGUCUAAACAGCAGGGAAUGGUGGGGCCCCGUAACAUUACCCAUCUGCUGUGUCCCCCGCUUGACUUACCCACGCCUGCUGAAGAUGAUACAUCUGUGUAUUAAACCACAAAUCUAUACACAAUGUCAAUUAUUAUCACUUGGCUAAAAUAUUUUGAAAAAGGCUUAGCUUGGGAAUUACAGUUUUCCAUAUUUUAAUACCAGUUUGCAGCAGUUUACAAUCGUGCUAGAUGCUUAUUGUAAUAUGGUCAUCUUUUAAAAUUUAAAUAUUUCACUGGAUUAGUUUUGUAAAAUAUAAUUAUUAAAUAUACAUGUUGGUUAAUAGAGUAAUAAUUAUUUGUCCAUGUAUUUAAUCAUUGAAUUUUCUGCUAGUUUCAAAUUGACAUUUAAAAUAAGUCACAUAAGCUUGUUUUUUAUUUGCAAUACAUUCUAAUGAAAUAAAAAAGUCAUAACUUUUCUACAUCUUCAUUUUGACUGACUUUAGGUUUAGAAAAAACCCCAAAACAAAAUUUUGGUCCCCGAUUCCAAACUAAAAAUCAAACUUGAGACAUAGCUUUAAGCACGCAAAACAACUCUUGAUGCUAUAUGUAUGCUUUUGAUGAAGUUUAUGCUAUCAUGUUACAUGCAUUUUAGGUCGAAAAUGGUUAAAAAUGUUAUAAUAUAAACCAAGAUACU
Messenger RNA from Macrosteles quadrilineatus (aster leafhopper), 2523 nucleotides. RefSeq lists its product as uncharacterized. The record is from RefSeq and is a predicted model, not a curated record. The coding region runs from base 163 to 1953 and encodes 596 amino acids. NCBI's taxonomy places the organism in Eukaryota, Metazoa, Arthropoda, Insecta, Hemiptera, Cicadellidae. The transcript is spliced from 9 exons.